Messenger RNA from Nymphaea colorata (pocket water lily), 1079 nucleotides. RefSeq names its product protein phosphatase inhibitor 2. The transcript has 4 exons. The coding region runs from base 203 to 766 and encodes 187 amino acids. Gene Ontology annotation, molecular function: protein phosphatase inhibitor activity. Lineage: Eukaryota; Viridiplantae; Streptophyta; Magnoliopsida; Nymphaeales; Nymphaeaceae. The record is from RefSeq and is a predicted model, not a curated record. Gene Ontology annotation, biological process: regulation of signal transduction.
CACAUGUCGCCAUCAAAGAGUUAUUUUGGCGAAAGGGGCAGGAACAGCCGCUCGCUCUCUCCUUCUCUCUCUCGCUCUCCUCUCUCUGCGACAUCGCCACCCAAUUCCACAGCCUUUGCAAUUCGAAAUUUGGUUUGUUCACAAUUUAUUCUUCCCCUCUAAUUAUAGAGAAGGAAAAGAAAGGCAAUUGUGAAGAUUUGAGAUGAAGAAAAGCAACAGUUCGAGGGUCAGGGGUCGUGUAAUAUGGGACGAAGCUAACCUAGUUGAAAUAGAGGCAAAUAAGCCUGUGAGACAAAAAAUCGACGAGCCUAAGACUCCGUACCAUCCUAUGGUCGAUGAAGAUGGCUCUCUAUCACCAGUGCGAGAUGGUGAGGAAAGAAUAGGUGGCUCUUCACAGGUUGAUGCUAUCUGGUCUGCUUUUGGCGAUGUUGCAUCUUCAAGUUCACAACAAUCUAGCACGAAUGGAGGUUGGACAUCUUCAGAAGAUGAGGCAGAUAACAUGGACCAAGAUGAUGCAGAUUCUGAUACAGAAAGAGCCAGAUUGAGUUUCAAGGAGCACAGGAGGGCACACUAUGAUGAGUUUCGAAAAGUAAAAGAAUUGAUGCAAAAGGGAUCCCUUUUUAAUGAAGAAGUUGAUGAGGAUGAUACGAGAGAUAAAAAAGAAGGCAGCUCAGAAUCUUUGACAGGUGGUAUGAGCGCAAUAGACAUUGAAGGCAGUGAGCCACCAAAAGCAUCUCCUCCACCAUCAGCAAACAAUGGGGCCUAGUUUGCUUGGAAGAGAGCUGUCUUCUUUUAUCUCGGUUCUUGUUUGCACAAUGAUUUGGAUAACCGGUGUGUUCAACAUGUGUAUGUUGUUUCGUUCUAACCUUGUGUCCUUAACAUGCCAGUUUUUUUGUUAUUGUAUAAUUAACCAGCUCUCCUUUUCCCCAACAUCUCUGGUGUUAACUUUGCUUAACGAUUUUCGUGAAUUCAUCGUCUAUGGACGUUCAGGAAAUGAUUACAUUUCAAGUAUGUUAUCUGUUUGUGCAUGUACAUUCACGUUGAGGUUGGUUAAAUAUGUCAAGCUGAGUUCACAAGUA